Messenger RNA from Colletotrichum siamense, 321 nucleotides. RefSeq names its product Cytochrome P450 monooxygenase TRI1 (gene TRI1-0). Lineage: Eukaryota; Fungi; Ascomycota; Sordariomycetes; Glomerellales; Glomerellaceae. The record is from RefSeq and is a predicted model, not a curated record. The transcript is spliced from 3 exons. The coding region runs from base 1 to 321 and encodes 106 amino acids.
AUGAUCACCGACCUCGGCGAGAUCGUAUUCUUGCCCGUUGAACAGACCGAUGAAAUCCGUAACGAUCCGAGACUGAGCUUCGGGUCAGCCUUUGGUGAAGACUUUCACGGACAUUUACCCGGAUUUCAGGGCGCUGCGGUAGACAGUUACGAUGAUGCGGUUCUACAGACCUUGGUGCGAAAGCAGCUCACUAAGUGCAUCGCUCAGGUGAUUGAGCCAGUCUCAGCUGAAGCUGCGCAAGCUCUAUCAGACAAGCUUGGAGACUCUGAAGGCACGUCAACCCCUAUCGACGAUAAUUCCAAGCUGCCGACUCAUGUUUAA